AUUGGUGAAGAGCCUUUCAAAGGAAAAUAGAUAAAAUAAAUGAUACAUAUUCAACUUUCAACAGUCCACCUGAUUUACGAUAAAUUUGAUUGACGUGUUGUCAACUACAUAAUUUCUACGAUUUGAAUCAAACGACAGGAAUCAUGACUGGUUUUAGAACAACUUUGAAAUGUGUAUUUGGCCCAAAAUUAUAUAAAAUUUAUCGAGGAUCAGCCGAUCAUAACAAUAAACAGUAUGAAAUGUCAGGCCUCGAAAAGUACGGAGAUCAAAUUGUGAAUACAAUGAAUAUUAUGUGGAAUUUAAGCUUAUAUACCUCACCAAUAAUAAUAUUGUAUUUAUAUCGACGUAACUAUUUUAUGCCCGAUGGUUUGUAUCUAUUAUUAAAAUUUACUACAAGUAUAGGUGCCGUAUUUGCAAUGUCAUUGUAUAUGCGAGGAUGGGGACGAGCGCAUCAACCUGUGUAUAUGCAGUUUUUAAAAACUCUAGAGAACUAUCAAAAGAAAAUGACUUUCGACAAUAAAAAAGCAUUACAAAAAUACGAUUUUGAAUUUCAUGCUUGGCCUGUUGAGUAUCGAGCUACCGCCAUGAAUAGUUCUCUGUCAAAUAUUAAUAAAUUAAAUUCAAUGAAUAAACCUGAAGCGUUUUCUAAUGUUUUAACGUUACCAUUAGAUAUAAUAGCGUAUUUAGCGAUUCACACUUUUGGUAUAAGAUUGAUUUAUCCAGGAUCUAUUGGUAUUAUUCAAUCACUUUUAGCGGCAAACUUAUUUCAAGGCCGAGCACGAUUGAUAGAAGCUUUUCAUGGUCAACGAACAAAAUUGCAAACACGCGAUAAAAAUGAAAUCGAUGCUAUGUUUAUUGACAAUCGAAAAAAAACACCAAUUGGUAAUAUUUUGUUUAUAUGUUCAGAAGGAAAUGCCGGUUUUUAUGAAAUUGGUAUUAUGAGUACACCUAUUGAUGCUGGAUAUUCUGUGUUAGGCUGGAAUCAUCCUGGUUUUGCAGGCAGUACAGGACGUCCAUAUCCAACUCAGGAACAAAAUGCUAUUGAUGUAGUGGUUCAAUAUGCUAUUCAUGAAUUAAAAUUUCCAGUUGAGAAUAUUGUUUUGUAUGGCUGGAGUAUUGGUGGAUAUUCUACAACUUGGGCAGCUGCUGCUUAUCCUAAUGUUCGAGCAGUGGUUUUGGAUGCUUCUUUUGACGAUAUUUUACCAUUAGCACUUCAACAUAUGCCGAAAUCAAUAGGACCAAUUGUUCGGAUAGCUAUUAGAAAAUUUGUUAAUUUAAAUAAUAUUCAAUUUUUAAAAGAGUACCCAGGGCCUGUGUUGUUUGUUCGUCGGUCAGAAGAUGAAGUUAUUUGCACAGAAGAAAAUAAUUUAGCAACAAAUCGUGGUAAUUUUAUUGUAUCGAAGUUAUUGCUACAUCGUUAUCCGUUAAUAUACAAUAACAAAGAACAAAUAUCAAUUUUAACUGAUUAUCUAGCAUUAACUGGAACUGAACAAGAUUCAUAUGUUGCAAAGUAUGGUUUAACCGAUGAGGAUGAAUGUGAAGCUCUUAUUCAAUCAUAUAUUCUACAACAUUCCAAAUCAUAUCCUAUGCAAAUUGGCGAUGAAAUGGAUACAAUAACAAAAAAUAAAUUAGCAUUAUAUUUGGCUAGAAAAUAUUUGAAAGAUUAUAAAUCCAGUCAUUGUACACCAUUACCGGUUGAAUUUUUACAACAAAUAUGGGAUACACCGUCAUUUAGUUCAUCUAGUUUCAAUUCUAGCUUAUCAUAAUUAUUUAUUAAAUCUUUUUUAAAACUUUAUUGUUAGUUUAAAAACAAUAGUGAUUAGCAUGAUUAUUGUCAUUUGUUUAACGUUGAUUUAAAAGAUCGGGAAAGUACAAAAUUCAAAUAUCAUUAAUGUUUAAUAAUUUUUCGC
This is a messenger RNA of Chrysoperla carnea, 1910 nucleotides long. RefSeq names its product phosphatidylserine lipase ABHD16A. The record is from RefSeq and is a predicted model, not a curated record. The transcript is spliced from 8 exons. Gene Ontology annotation, biological process: monoacylglycerol catabolic process; phosphatidylserine catabolic process. Gene Ontology annotation, cellular component: endomembrane system. Gene Ontology annotation, molecular function: glycerophospholipase activity; monoacylglycerol lipase activity. Lineage: Eukaryota; Metazoa; Arthropoda; Insecta; Neuroptera; Chrysopidae. The coding region runs from base 144 to 1766 and encodes 540 amino acids.